This is a messenger RNA of Somion occarium, 3574 nucleotides long. NCBI's taxonomy places the organism in Eukaryota, Fungi, Basidiomycota, Agaricomycetes, Polyporales, Cerrenaceae. The record is from the annotation of a GenBank genome assembly.
GACGUCGAUCAUGCAUUGCUAGCUUGCUGAGACUCUAACCUAGCUACAAGUUAUUACCUCCAUGACCCGUCUCAUCCCUUUUUGAAUCUCUACACUACUUUCUGCAACCUUGCCUGCCCCAAAUACAUAGUUUACUGCACUCUAAGCCAUAUAUCUUGGCUUGAUGCACUUUCCAUUCACUCCGAACCAUGUCCAACUCAUUGCGGCCUGUUACCCUCCAAAUGCUGCCUUGUUAAUUUCCGGUUCAGAAUACCGUCCUAACUCUCAGGAACUAUCUCGCUUGACUUAUUAUGCCUCCAACCGUCCGGGGAAGAUCAACAAGCUGAGCGGAGAACUAGAGCGGAGGGUUCGAACGGAUUGCAGGAAGGCACAAGCAGGAAAUCUGCGUGCCCGCGCGUCACUCCUUAUCUCUCUUGCAAUAUUCAAGGCCUUGGCUAUGGAAUGCCGACGAGACAUAUCCCUCCUAUCAUCGUCUCUUUUAGCUUCAGUAAACGCAACUCUUUCGGCUCUUCGCUCGGACUUGGAGGUUGCUGCUAGGGCAGCCAGUGUGUUCACUGCUUGGACAACAUAUACAGAUGGUCGCCUCAUUGGUGUGGACAGAUAUGUGACUGAGGAAUAUAUGUCCUGUUUACAAAUAUUCACCCAUAUGGGUAAGAUCGACUCUGAAACUACAGACCAUGAGGUAAAACACCGUACACGCUUACUAGGCUUGACUGUGGUUCUUGGCGUUGUUACGUCGGAAGCUCUCUAUCACUCUGCGAGCCAAUUCGGCCCUCAGAUAUCCACAAUUGUUCCUGCACUUAUUAUACCCAUGUUGGACGUUGAGGUCUCCAUCUUGGAACAUGAAGCUGCUGCGAUUAAAGGCCAACCACUCUCACCGUAUCUCGAUGGUUUCCGGGAUAAACCAGCCUUAGAACGACGUGCUAGGUCCAUUCAUCUGCACGUAGAUGGAGACAAGGGACCAUCUUCGAGCGAAGUGGCAAAUACUGCAAUACAUGCGCUGUCUAUCUUACUAGGCCACUCGGUCGCUAUGCAGGCAAGCGUUAUUAUGCGGGCAAUUUUCGACUGUUUGGACGACAUUGGAGGAUGGGAGAAAGUUGAGCGUUGUGAAUGGAUUGCCACCAAAGCCGCUGAAUGGACCCAGUACCAAUAUCGUUACACGAUUCCCUCUCGCUUGGCUGAAUACCUCGUCGAGGGGCAGGAUGCGCCACAUUCAAUCCCUCGGCACAGGACAUUGGCAGCCAUGCUCACGACAGUCUUCACUUCUCCGACACAUCUGAUCAACCUGACAAUGUCUGACAUCAUGUCCAGUUUGAUAGGAGUCAUUCUGCGAAGGAUCGCAAUACAAGCAGACGACCCCCUCAUCCCACUACUGGUUGAAUGCAUAGGUUCAUUAGGAACGCACAUUUACUAUACGGAUCAAAUUCAGGACCUUGCGAGUGAGCUGAUCACCCGUCUGGUUUUGGUGGAAGCGAACGGAUUAGGCACUGACAAGGCAACGAACGACCGAUGCCGUGCUCGAGCCUUGCGCUGUCUUCUGGCAAGUUUGCUUGGUCUUAUUCAUGCAGCAGAUAAACACGACAGUGGAAGAGAGGAUACAACUGAUGACACUAGAUCAAGAAAAGCUGGCACAGGAUCAAUACUCUCGACACCUUCCACUGACAUACACAUCAAGCCUUCUCGAAGAACAAAGGUGGCUCCUGAAAUCUGGCAAGAAACUCUCACAUUGUUAUGCGAUGCCGAUUACUCCAUAAGGGCAGACUAUGCAGAGGCUGUGGUAUCAUACCUCAAGUAUGAGGUUCCCAAGCAUGGAGACCAUGUCGACAGCGAUGGUGUCAAACGAGCAAGACCACUUGCAGAAGGUCCGGCCCGUCAAGCCAAUACUCUAUCCUCAGUUCUGUACGGUGAUUCCACAACGAGCUUCUUACAUGCUCUGCAUGCGCAUCUUUAUGUCUUGGCCACUUCGUCGGUUCUGGGUAUAAGUGAAGAGUCACCUUCUUCAACACCACAACGCUCUGAGAAUGGAGACGGCGCGAAUGGCGGCAAUCGUGAAGCACCCCCAGAGUCUCAGGAUAACAGCCGACGAAGCACAACCGUUCCUCCGCGUUCCAGAAAAACUUCGGUAAUGCUUCAAGCCAUUCAAAGCACUUCGCGUAGCUUGUCCCCGUCGACGUCUUCGGAGAAGUCGGCAUCGUUGUCGGAUUAUGCGAACAUCCUAGCCGUGCUCACGGCCGUCCAAGAAUGCACACCCGUUCGCGGUUUGUUAACAGGAGUACCCAUGUUAGUAGCUCUGGACAAGGCAUGCUCAGCAGAAACCAACACAGAUUCGACAUAUUCUCAGCGGGUGCGGGUGAUCAAAGAGUUGUUAAUCAGGGUAUGGUUGUCUAUAGGGAGUAUCUGGAGGUGUACCGAACUUAUUGAAAAUGCACAAAAGGCCUUGGAAUCAACAAAUGCUGUUCUUCGUCCUCCUGAUUUUGAGGAGUGUCGACCCGGAGCUAUCCGUCCGCCCCAGCAGCCUAUUUCUCUUAGUAUCCUCGACGAAAAGGACACGCCAGAUAUCCACCUAAACUCCGAGGCGAUGCUGAACGCUUUGGCCUCGAGUGUCAAUAUCCAGGAAGCGACGGGUUUGGAUGAGCAAGAGUUGCUGAAACGUUUCAAGGCCCUAUGGACGCCAGAACUGAUAUUGAAAGACUCAAUGGAAAUGCAGACCAGCUACGAUUCUCUCCGCCAUGACACUAUCUCAUCCCUAGUCAAGAAGGCACCAACGUUGAUGCAGAUCGAGAAUAUGUCCCUACAAAGUCUGACACGCUCCACAAGAGGAGGCGUCGGGGUCACCGAUUUGCGAGAAGCUCUAGAGGGCCGAAGCAGCUUGUCGAACCCAAACCUCUCCAACAGAGCACCGUCCUUAUCUACCCUCGAACAUACAUCAACCUUCGCUCAAGGAGAGCCGCCCCUAGUGAGGUUGACUCCUGUACGCUCGAGGCCGCAACAGCGAAGUAAACUAAACAGCCCAAGCGACGUACGGGACGUCCUAAACAAACUAGGCAUCGGGAAACAAAGUGGAGGCAACAAUCUCAAGCCGUCGUUCCCGUUUCAGAAGAACGAAUCCAGACCUAAGCACAUGCUAUGUAACUCCACGCUCCUUAUUGGCUUUUUGCUAUCCGCAGUUUCUUUGGAUUUCGGUCGUCGAGGACACUUAUUUCACACUGUAUUCCUUCGAUAUUAAUUUGCCCACUCUACCCACACUCGGAAUACAUUAUCUCUGUCUACUCGCGAUUGCAAUCCGUCUGCGGGCUUCUUCCUCCCGUUCUCUCCAAUAUGCAAUCUCGCUUUGGGCUUUGGGAUGACUGGCAGGACUUGGUCCUCUCUAGAAUAGGAUUGAGCUCAGAAAUGGGUCGAAAAAGGAGAACCUAUCUACUCACGCUCAACCCCUGAAGCAACCUAUCAUAUAAUGUCGCUUGAGCAGUGGCCUUUGCAACGACAUCUCCUAUUUUGUCUGUGUGAGAAGUUAUCAAUUUGGACAACUCUUGCCGAAGACGUAGUAGACUGUUAUAAGAUUAUGAGCAAUAUGGAC